Molecule: messenger RNA, 1648 nt
Organism: Anopheles nili
Lineage: Eukaryota; Metazoa; Arthropoda; Insecta; Diptera; Culicidae
Gene: BckdhB
Product: 2-oxoisovalerate dehydrogenase subunit beta, mitochondrial
Exons: 3
Coding region: 285-1382 (365 amino acids)
Biological process (GO): branched-chain amino acid catabolic process; response to nutrient
Molecular function (GO): catalytic activity
Source: RefSeq, a predicted model, not a curated record
AUUCACCAACCCAAACCCAGGAUUGUUGUAAAAAGAUGUACCACUAUCGCUGUCAAGCAUAUGUUCAUCCAUGCAUCGGCAGUACUUGGAGCAUGAGGUAGCGGGUACACCUCAUCACCUCUCUGGGUGCAUACCGUACACAUACUUCUUCCAUCCAAAACGUCAACAACUUGUUUACAAAAACUACGAAAACCUACGAUCCUCCUGUUUGCCGGAUAUCUAACAGUCGACACGUUUUAAACCUUAAUAAUCUUUCAGAACGAAAUUAGAACGCUAAUAAAAUAAUGAAUAUUCUGCAGAAAGCAGCCUCCGUGGGGUUAAAAACGAUUCCCCGAAAUGGACUUCUGCGGCAUUCGUCCCAUUUCGUGUACCAACCAGACGCAAGUCCACCAGUCGAAGGCCCAACUAAAAAGAUGAACAUGUUCCAAGCCAUUAACCAGGCGAUGGAUAUUGCACUGGAGCAGAACGAGUCGGCGCUGGUGUUCGGCGAAGAUGUCGCUUUUGGGGGUGUUUUCCGCUGUUCGAUGGGUCUGCAGCAGAAGUACGGCAAACAACGCGUGUUCAACACGCCACUAUGCGAGCAGGGCAUUGCUGGGUUUGCCAUCGGUGUGGCCAAUACGGGUGCGACGGCGAUCGCGGAGAUGCAGUUUGCUGACUACAUCUUUCCGGCAUUCGAUCAGAUCAUUAACGAGGCGGCCAAGUAUCGGUACCGCAGUGGUAACCUCUACGAUUGCGGGUCGCUCACAUUUCGCGCCCCGUGUAGUGCCGUUGGCCACGGCGCAUGCUACCACUCGCAAAGUCCCGAAGCUUACUUCGCGCACACACCAGGACUAAAAGUGGUGGUACCGAGGGGUCCAAAUAAGGCGAAGGGACUGCUUCUGGCUUGCGUGAAGGACAAUGAUCCGUGUAUCGUAUUCGAACCAAAAACGCUGUACCGUGCGGCCGUAGAGGAAGUGCCCGUUGCAGCCUUCGAGUCUCCGAUUGGCAAGGCUGACGUUUUGCGCACCGGAACCGACGUUACACUGAUUGGUUGGGGUACACAAAUUCAUGUCUUGCAAGAGGUAGCCGACAUGGCCAAAGCUCAGCUGGACGUGAGCUGUGAGGUGAUCGAUCUGGUCUCAAUUUUGCCCUGGGACAAGGAAACAAUAUGCAAUUCGGCCAAGAAAACCGGACGCGUUCUGAUUGCCCACGAAGCUCCCUUAACCAGUGGAUUUGGGGCCGAGCUGGCUGCCACCAUACAGGAAGAAUGUUUCCUGCAUCUGGAAUCUCCUGUGAUGAGAGUCACUGGCUGGGAUACACCGUUCCCACACGUGUUCGAGCCUUUCUACAUUCCCGACAAGCACCGGUGCCUAGCUGGCGUUCGUAAGCUCAUCGAAUACUAAGCGUGUGGUGUUUUUUGCGGACCCUAGGACACCCGAUACACGAAGGCCUUCUCUUUAAGUCAAAAUUGGACGCAAUUAUAUGCGUGCUCACCUCAUUCCAAAUAGCUGCUGGUUAAGAACCAACAACUUCGCGCAACGAAUGCAUUUAUUAACGACGAACCUACGGCGCAACCAUCGAUUUAACCUUCUUGCGUAAUGGGUCGAACAAUACCAGGUUCAAUACCUACGUGAGCUGUGUUACAUGCAAAGCAAAACUUUCGUGCCUU